UCUCAAAAUAAUAAUCAGAAGACGAGACGAAGGGCUAGAGAGAGAAACUAAACGCACAAAGAAAGGGGCAUUCUAGAGAGAGAACGAGAAAGAGAAAGAGAGGAGAGAGAAAACCGUGUUGAAAGACCGUUCUGACCUCCGUGUCCGGCUGCUUCUUCUUCCUCCUCCUCCUCUUCCUCCUCUCUCUUCCGCCCUCUCCCCGUUCCCACCAUGAAUGAGAAGGCCAACGUCACCAAGGAGCUUAACGCCCGCCACAGAAAGAUAUUAGAAGGGCUUCUUAAGUUGCCAGAGAAUAGGGAGUGUGCUGAUUGCAAAGCUAAGGGACCACGAUGGGCUAGUGUUAAUUUAGGCAUUUUUAUAUGCAUGCAAUGUUCUGGUAUCCACAGAAGCCUUGGUGUUCACAUAUCGAAGGUACGGUCUGCUACCUUGGACACUUGGCUUCCAGAGCAGGUUACAUUUAUACAAUCAAUGGGGAAUGAGAAGGCAAACAGUUAUUGGGAGGCGGAGCUACCUCCAAAUUAUGACAGAGUUGGGAUUGAGAAUUUUAUUCGUGCAAAGUAUGAAGAUAAGAGAUGGGUUUCUAAGGAUGGCAAACCAAGAUCACCUUCUCAAGUACAGGAGGAAAGGCCUUCUUUGCAUGGGCAGAGGCCUGCGGAAAGAAGUGGAUCAGGGUAUUCAGGCCAUUCUGAAAAUUUGUUCGAGGAAAGGAAGAGACUUCAUACACAUAGUGUGAAAGAGAGUAUACCUGCCGCGAGAGUUAGUCUUCCUGUUCCUCCCAGAGGACCUGAACAAGUUGCUCCAGCCCCCAAACCAUGCCAAGAGCCGAAACCAGAACCAGUUGUACAGCAAGCUGAAGCAACGAAACAGACUACAAAUGAUGCCCCAGCUGUCUCUCCAAAAGUUGAUUAUGCUACUGAUCUUUUUAACAUGCUAUCCUUUGAUGGCCCCUCUGAUGAUGGCUCAGCUGCAGUUUCUACAGAUGAUAGUUCAUGGGCUGGUUUCCAGUCUGCUGAAGAAGCAUCAUCAGCAGAGAAACCUGCGCCAACAAAACCAGCUGAAGCCAUUCCCCAGUCCACUUCUGGAAUUGAGGAUCUUUUCAAAGAUUCAACCUUAGUUUCACCUUCUUUAGUUCCAGAUAAACCUGUGAAAGAUGUUAAAAAUGAUAUAAUGAGUCUUUUUGAAAAGUCCAAUAUGGUCUCUCCAUUUGCUAUGCAUCAACAGCAACUUGCCAUGCUAGCUCAGCAACAAUCACUUCUCAUGGCUGCUGCAGCUAAAUCAGCUGCUGGGGACGCAAAAUUUAGCAACGCUCAACCCGCUGUCCUCAAUGGUACCAAUGUUCCGCCUCAAAGUUGGCCAAAUGUCACCUACCCGAUCCCUGGAUUGAUGAUGCAAAUGGGUGCACAGGGUGGGCUGCAAACUACAGUGCAGACAAUGAACAGGGGGCUGGCAAAUCCAGUUGGGAGUUCUGUUUCAUAUCCUACAUCUAGCCUUUAUAGCUUCGGUCAAGUUUCUUCAGUGCCGGUGAAUGGUGUGAGCACCGCCACCACCAACACCCCAGGGAAAAACAAACCUCAAUUGACCGCAUCGGUGUCAUCAGCGACUCCUUCACAGUCAGGAAAAGAGUAUGAUUUCUCCUCUUUAACCCAAGGUAUGUUUUCAAAGCAUUAAACUAGUGGUGCUGGAAUGAGGAUAUAAUGCUGCUGGGUAUUUUUGGUGGUAUACCAAGAAAAUUAAGGCGCAGUAAGAUAGCAGUGUCCAAUUUUUCCACCUGUACUGGGGAUUGUAAACUAUUACUUGUAGAGGCAGUCUCAGUUUUCGUAAUUUUAUUGUUCCUUUUCGAGUGAUUUCUUUAAUUGUAUGAUGAGUAGCUUUGUCUUCACAAAUAAAGGAGAGUAGAUUUAUAUGAUUUAUCACCUACCUAUUACCAUUU
This is a messenger RNA of Cucurbita maxima (winter squash), 1930 nucleotides long. Its product is annotated as probable ADP-ribosylation factor GTPase-activating protein AGD5. The transcript has 11 exons. Bases 211 to 1668 code for a protein of 485 amino acids. The record is from RefSeq and is a predicted model, not a curated record. Gene Ontology annotation, molecular function: GTPase activator activity. Lineage: Eukaryota; Viridiplantae; Streptophyta; Magnoliopsida; Cucurbitales; Cucurbitaceae.